AUGAUCCGACAAUUAUUCACAGCCGCCUCCACGGCGCGCCUCGUUUGCCCAGUCUCAACCACAACCCGCACCCAAAUCGCCAAACAACCAUGGCGCAUCACCAACACCACCCAACUCCCCCUCCGCACCACCCGCCCCUUCACAUCCACCGCCCUCAAAUCCUCCUCGCCCUUCCGCCUCUCCUCCGACAAACCCGAGUCCUACCAAAACCCCAAUGACGAAUACUACAGCCCCUACAAGCCGAAGCGCCAAUGGCCACCGGAUAUGUCCAAGCUCUCACCCAAGCACCAGUUCCGACUGGAGCGAAAGUACCGGCGGCGCGCGGCGUUGAAAUAUGCCCGGCCCAAGUUUAUUAAGACUGUUACGCUGGCGCAGUGGGUGAUUAUUGGAUUUGUCGUGAUCUAUGCGGUUCUUUUCAUGAAUUGGGAUACCAAGGAUACGCCAUUUGAUGGGAUCCGAGACAGCGUCUUCUCUGGUGUCAAGGCUGUAUUCUCCAGCCCCCCGCCUCCUGGUCCGGUGAAGAGGGCAGACGAGAACGGUGGGAGUGGAGCUCAAAAGUAG
Messenger RNA from Penicillium cataractarum, 561 nucleotides. RefSeq lists its product as uncharacterized. The coding region runs from base 1 to 561 and encodes 186 amino acids. NCBI's taxonomy places the organism in Eukaryota, Fungi, Ascomycota, Eurotiomycetes, Eurotiales, Aspergillaceae. The transcript has 4 exons. The record is from RefSeq and is a predicted model, not a curated record.